AUGAUUUGUGUGGGGCUUCGGGGUUGUUGUUUUUGUUGUUGGCUCAUGUGUCUGAAGGUAUUACUACCAGAAUGUUCUGUCCUUCCUUUUUUCCCAUCAUGUUACCUUUCCGGUCCCUCUUCUGUAACACUUUCCUGGUCCCUCUUGCUCUCUAAAUCUCGUCUCCGCUCCCUUGGUGUACCUGUUCGCUCCUGCCCGUCCUAUCUGGCUCUCUCAGGUACAGGCCCGGUAAAUCGGUCCCAGCUCCCGAACCGGUCUCGGCCUGCACCAGAGCAACUACUGGCCGUGAAGGGUGAGGAGGGCCGUGAGCUGCAUGUGGUGGUGAACACCAACGACCCCGACUACGAGCACAUCUACUCCAUCCAGUCCUACAACAACAACCCCUUGGACGAGCUGCUCUACUUCACUGCCUCUGCCGACCUUAGCGACGGUGAGGUUGAUAAGGAUGAAAAUAUAAAAACAAUCGCAGUUCAACCAAAGAAAUCAGCCAGAGCUGAUGUUAAGAAGAAAGUAAAAGCUGUUGGUCAGAAAGCAGCCAAAGUUACACCUCUGAAAGCCAGAUCGAUCAGAAUCAAGAGGAGCGUCCAGGGGGAAGCUCCAGCUGACUUGUGCCUGCUGCCCAUGGAGGAGGGGAACUGUGGACAAUACACUCUGCGCUGGUACUUUAAUAGUCAGGUUCAGGCCUGCAGGCCCUUCAUCUACAGCGGCUGUGAAGGAAACAACAACCGCUUCCUCCAACAGGAGGAGUGCGAGGAGCUCUGCCUUGGGGAGGCUAAAGGUCCUCAUCCCUUAAAGACCGCAAGAUGAUUGAGGACAAAUCCGUCUCAUCAUUAUUUUGUCAAAUGUUCAAGAUUAGUUCUUGUUUAUUUAUUGUUUCUGCAAACCCAAACAAACUGUAUCCCAGGUUGAGAGGGGAUACCAGAGGGCCCCCUUGCGUUAUGCUCUCCAAAAGAUAAAACAGUGUUGGGUUAGUUUGUUAGUACGAUUUGUGCAGUCGUACCUUGGCACACUUAAGAAUAGUGUCCUUGCCUUCCACUGUACCUUCAGUACCGUAAUCCAUUUGGUGUUGCAAUAGCCUUCAGUAAAUACCAAUAUGGUGAAGCUCAUGAUGAUUUAUUGUGUUUUUUUUAACUCUGUGAUCAUUUUUGAGGCUGUAGAUUGAAGUAUAGUUCAGUUUUUAUGUGUGUUUGUUUACGUGGAACCGGUCACUGACAAAUUGAAAAGAAAUGUCUCUUUGUUCAGAAGUGAUGGUUAUUUUGUCAAAGUGGGUGCAUUUUAUCCGAUUAUAAAUACCCUCACAAUUGUGUUGCGUCUUCCAUUGUUUGGUAAUUACAAGCAUUUGUUCCACCUUUUCAAAAGGCACAUAUUUUGUACCCUCCGUGCCAGUAGCAACUGUGUCCGGAGGCAUUCGGUGUUCGUACACGGGAACACAAUAUCUCAAGAAGGUGGGAUUGUCUUCAAAUUUGGCACAAACAUCAACCUGGACUCACAGAUUAAUUUAUCACAUUCUGUAGGUCAAAGUUUCACCUUGACCUAAUGUCCAUCCCAUUCUCUUGAAUGAGAUAUCUCAGGAAAGCUUAUGGCUAAUUUCUUUUAAAUUUGGCACAAAUUCAGUGUGACCUCACAAAAUCAAGCCUGUAAUUAUAGUUCUAAAUAACUAUAAAAGUAUUUUCUGUAACAGCAUACUGCCUUAUUACAGAUCAACAGCAGUAAACCAAACACUUGACGCAUUUAUUUUUUAGUCAUUAAAACUUAGCUGUUGAUCGGAAACAGGCCAAUAAGAAGGAAAUGGUCUCGGUGGGCCCAGUAUUCCCUUCACUCAUGAAGGUGUCUUAUGUUUGGUUUAUUUCCUAAUAAUUUCAGUUGAAUGUGUCAUCCGAUGCAAGCUGCACAAAUCUAGGCCUGUUUACGGCUGUAUUCAUGAUUAGCAGUAGUGAAAGCUACUUUAGCAAAGAGAACCACAAGUAGAUCCCCAGCAACACUCAAUAAAAUACACAUAACAGGAGGAUUUGGCAGCAUGGACUACAAACUACAUUUGUUGUGGACUUCACUGAACUGGUAUUUACUGCAAGGAUGUUUUUAUUAUUUUACUCAACAACAAAAAGAUCUUUGAUACCACAUAGGACCCCCUAGAUGCCAGACUUUCUAUCAGACAGGACACAAGACAGACGUAACAACCCACAACACAGGCUACGGUAAAUGCACAAGACAAAUCAUAUUAUUACUCUAAUAAAUGUUUAAUUCACACACUGAUCAGGAAAUAUGGCCACAUACUGAUUACAUUCACUAAUAUAUAUAUAUAUCUAUAUAUAUAUAUAUAUAUAAACAGUUUCACUGUCCUGACUUAGUAAAGUAACAAAGUGGGCAGAGGUAAAGGUUGUUAAUGAGCAUUCGCAAGUUUUCUUGUCAUGAUCAUUUUACUGUAAUGUUCCUCAACAUAGAAGCACAGGAGUUGCCUGAAUAAAGCUACUUUUGUGGUAGUAUUUCAGCUUUUUUCAGAGAAAUCCUUUGGGAUGACAAAAGCUAUCUGAGUUCAUUUAACAUUAACCCUGAAUCCAAAAGAGAAUACCUGUAAACUGCAUGCAUAAGAUUAUUUUUUACAUUCAUUUUUUAACUUGAUUAAAAGAUAAAUAACAUUCCAUGACAAAUGGUAUAGAAAUAAUAUAGAAUUAAUGUAAUGUAAUUCUCAAAUAACAAGUUGAGCCCUUAACAAGACUCAGUGAUUGGUGGUUGUUUUUACCGUAGUGCAACUUAAGAGUUGAAAUGUACAAAUAUGUACUUGAUCUUGACUAAAAAUCUAAAAAAAUUCACCCAACAUGGUAGAAAUUAAUGAGUUUAACCAGGAGAUUUCCAUGAAAGCUUUGAAAGUGCUCGAACAGCAACGAAUACCAUCUGCAGGGGAUGAACAGAACCUUUAAAUCCAGAGCCACAGAUGCCUAAAAUAACUCUUCACAAUUCUCUACAUGAUUACUAUGCAAGCACAUCUGUAUUGGGUUAUAUUAUGGAUAUAGUUUUAUCAUAUUUGUAUUAAAUAUGAAGAAUCAAGCACAAUAUUCUGCCAAUAUUUUGUACAUAUUGUAUUUUACUGUUUGGGGAAGUCGUGUUUCUGAUCAUGACUGCAUGUUUACCUGCAAGAGAAAAGGUGCUAUUUUAAAGGUAUUUUUGUACUGUGUUUUGAAGAUGGAACAGUGUGUUUUUGUGGUGCAAUUCUGUUUCUGUAGAGCUAUGGAACAUUUCAAAAGACAUUUCUAAUAAACCAAAUAUUUUAAUAAAGACAAGUCUUUUCUAUAUUCUAAUGUCAUCUAUUCGUUGUUUGUAUUUUAAACAUUGUAUGUUGGCACGUUAGCAUACGCAACACUAAAGCUUGUGGCUUUUGAACCGAUGACUUUCACAUUCGCUGUCUGUCUGACAACAAAAUAAAAUGAUAUGGCCUCAGU
Molecule: messenger RNA, 3437 nt
Organism: Pseudoliparis swirei
Lineage: Eukaryota; Metazoa; Chordata; Actinopteri; Perciformes; Liparidae
Exons: 5
Coding region: 1-807 (268 amino acids)
Molecular function (GO): serine-type endopeptidase inhibitor activity
Source: RefSeq, a predicted model, not a curated record